CAUCGGACAUUAUAAAGUCAAUGGUCAGCUUCCAUCUUAGCACCAUCUGCAGAACUAGUUGAGAUCUAGCAAUUACAGAAAUGGCAAAAUGUAGUUAUGUUCCACUCUUCGAAACAAAGCAAGUUAAAGGACGAGUCCUUUUCAGGUGUAUUGCAGCCUCAAUCUUUCUCGGCAUCUGCUUCAUUGUUAUGUAUAGAUUAAUGUUUUUCCCAGUCGGAGGAAAAGUUGAGAGAUGGAUUUGGAUUGGACAGUUUCUUUCUGAGCUAUGGUUCUGUUUUUAUUGGUUUCUCACCACCGUUAGUAGAUGGAACUCUGUCUACCGCUUGCCGUACAUACAAAGGCUCUCUCAAAGGUUCGAAAAGGAAUUACCGGGCAUCGACAUCUUUGUGUGCACAGCGGAUCCGUUGAUAGAGCCACCGAGCAUGGUGGUGAAUACGGUUUUAUCAGUGAUGGCAUAUGAUUAUCCACCUGAGAAGUUAAGCAUCUAUUUGUCAGAUGAUGGGGGAUCGGAUUUGACGUUUUAUGCCAUGUUAGAGGCUGCAAAUUUCUCCAAGACAUGGCUUCCUUUUUGCAAGAAGUUCAGAGUUGAACCAACAUCUCCUGAGGCCUACUUUAGGACAGCUUCUGAACCACUCAAUGAUGCUGACAACUGGCUUUCGGUUAAGAAACUAUACGAGGAAAUGAAAAUGAGGAUUGAAGCCACUAUAAAGUUGAACCGAAUUCCAGAUCACAUUCGUAAACAACACAAAGGAUUUCGUGAAUGGGACUUCGUUUUAAGCAAACAUGAUCAUCAAACCAUUCUUCAAAUCCUAAUUGAUGGAAGAGACUCCAAUGCUGUGGAUAUUGAAGGAAACCCUUUGCCAACUCUAGUGUACUUGGCAAGAGAGAAAAGACCCCAACAUCACCACCAUUUCAAAGCUGGAUCCAUGAAUGCUCUUAUAAGGGUUUCAUCAAGGAUAAGCAAUGGUCCAAUUAUUUUGAAUGUGGAUUGCGAUAUGUAUGCCAACAAUUCAAAGGCAGUCAAAUACUCUCUGUGCCUUUUCAUGGAUGAAAAGAAGGGAGAUGAGAUUGCCUACGUACAGUUUCUUCAGAGUUUCGAUAAUCUCACAAAAAAUGAAAUUUAUGCUAGCUCUUUUCGAGUACUGCAACAAUUGGAGCUUCAUGGACUUGAUGCAAUUGGAGGACCAUGCUACAAUGGCUCAGGAUGCUUUCACAGGAGACAGGCUCUCUGUGGGAAGAAAUAUGAGAAAAACUAUAAAGUUGAUUGGAAGAAAGUAAGUGAUACAAAGGCUGAUGAAAGUGCGAGCUUCCUUGAAGAAACAUGUAAAGUUCUUGCAAGCUGUACCUUUGAACACAACACAACAUGGGGAAAAGAGAUGGGUUUAAUAUAUGGCUUUCUAGUGGAAGAUAUAAUUACAGGUUUGAAUAUACAAUGUAAAGGCUGGAAAUCUAUGUAUUUAAGCCCUGAAAGAGAUGGCUUCUUAGGAGUUGCACCAAUAACAUUAUUACAGACGCUUGUCCAACAUAAGAGAUGGAUGGAUGGUCACCUUCAAGUUUUCCUAUCGAGAUAUUGCCCCUUGUUGUAUGGAUAUAAAAAGAUCCCUCUUAAGCUUCGACUUGCUUAUUGUCCGUACAACUUGUGGGCUGCAAACUGCUUGGCUACGUUGUAUAUUGUUGUUAUGCCAUGUCUUUGUUUGCUUAAAGGCAUCUCAUUGUUCCCUAAGAUAUCAAGGCCCUGGGUGUUCCCAUUUGCAUAUGUUGCCUUUGUACACCGUGCAUAUAGCCUAAAUGAAUUUCUAUGGUGCGGAGGCACAUUCCGAGGUUGGUGCAAUGAUCAAAGGAUGUGGUUGUUCAAUAGAACAUCUGCAUACUUCUUUGCAUUAUUUGAAACCAUCUUGAAGCUAUUAGGAUAUUCACGGCUAAACUUUGUUGUCACUGCCAAAGUAGCUGAUAAAGAAGCCUUGAAAAGAUAUGAUGGAGAGUUGAUUGAGUUUGGUGCUACUUCACCAAUGUUUGAUAUUUUAGCCACACUUGCAAUGUUGAAUUUGUUUGGUAUCUUUGGGGCACUCAAGAAGGUCAUCUUGGAUGUAGAUGAGGACUUACAGGUUUUGGAGAAAUUUGGGUUGCAAAUUCUCCUCUGCUUUGUUUUGGUUACAAUCAACUUGCCUGUAUACCAAGCACUCUUUUUCAGGAAUGACAAUGGCAAGAUGCCCAGUUCAGUUACUUACAAGUCUAUUAUUUUCGCCAUGCUAGCCUGUACUGUAACCAUGUGUUUCUAAAAAAAAACACAAGUGUUGAAGUUUGAUUCUUUCAAUAAGUUUGAUUUUAUAUAUUGAGGUAUAUGAGAUUCUAGAAUAAAUGUGUCGUUAAGAGGAUCACAACAAUUUACUAGUUGUAUUUAAACAAGUAAAUGGUUUUGUCGAGGAGUGUUGAAGUUGGCCAGCAUGCUGCCUUGUUGCACCAGAAACAGCUCGAGCCAGUGAAGUUGCAGCAGAAGAUCAAGCCACUGUUUCAUUUUGUUAUUUUUGAAUUGAUGAUUUGUAACUUAGUUGAAAACAAAACAAGUUGUACUUGAUGUUUUAGGUACUGAUAAGAUGAAAAAUAAGCUUGUCUAUGUGUGCAAGUAAGGUUUUGUAAGUUACAAUGUAAUUAGUGGGUUAGGUAGUGUUUUAGGUGCUGAUUUGCUUAUGCUGACCAGCUCAAGUCUGGUAUUUGUAUUGGCUUUAAGCCAUUGUUCAUUUUAAUGAAUAUUCGUUCAAAAAAUUUGUUCAUCCAA
Molecule: messenger RNA, 2776 nt
Organism: Gossypium raimondii (Peruvian cotton)
Lineage: Eukaryota; Viridiplantae; Streptophyta; Magnoliopsida; Malvales; Malvaceae
Product: cellulose synthase-like protein E1
Exons: 8
Coding region: 81-2279 (732 amino acids)
Biological process (GO): cellulose biosynthetic process; plant-type primary cell wall biogenesis
Cellular component (GO): plasma membrane; trans-Golgi network
Molecular function (GO): mannan synthase activity; cellulose synthase (UDP-forming) activity
Source: RefSeq, a predicted model, not a curated record